AUGUUGACGUCGGUAGCAGACGCGAUCGCGGCGCUGAAGCGCGGAGACGCAUCGUCUCUUGAGCACGUUCUGAAUCAACGUAAAGAAGCACAGCGUCACAAGCCACUUACCAACAAACGAAAAACCAAGAGCAAGAGCAAGAAGAGUGAAACAGAGACAGAUACUGAAGUUUUAGACAAAGACAAAGGCUUUAAUAAAACGCACGUGGAAGAUCAAGUGCGUGCACUAAGUCGUACGCAACUGAAUGAUUAUUAUCCUACAUCUAUGCAGCUUGUAGCUCCAAGUGAUGAUACCGAAGAGGAGGGGCGACGUCUAAAAGCCAGAGAAUGUAUUGCUGAGUUUACGGCGUUGCUCAUUGAGACAAAAGGCGCGUCAAUUGACAAGGAAGAAAUCUUUGCAGUUGCACAAGAACUUCAUGAUCAGUUACUAAGACUGCGAGGAGAAUCAGAUCAAGUGUUGGCGACACAGGAAGCGAUCUCGCUGCUAUGUGAAGCGUGCUGGAAACAUAAUUUUUGUGGACGAGCUCACUCACUUGUGACACAAUUAUUGCCGUACUUGAUUGUACGAAGUUAUGAAUCGCCAGCAACUGACCGUUUUAAUUCCAAGAAACAUCCAAUUCGAAGACUUUUUGCUAUUAAAGAUGCACUUCCAUUACUAGAUUUUGACGAUGAUAGCAGUGGAUUAUUGAGGGACAUUUUAUUACGCUGUUUCAUCCAGUCGGCAUUUUUCAAAUCGCCCGAUGCUGUGCCUUUUUUGAGCUUUUUGUUUACGCUCCACGUGCCAUUUGUCGAAGAUAUCAAUGAAACAAUUCGGAACCAGAUCCCUAAUCAACGCAACUCGAUCCUUAUCAAGUACGGCCUCAUCUAUUUUAAGGCUUGGGUUGGCAGCAAAAGAGCUUUCCGAGCAAAAAUUGAGGAGGAGUGCAUUCAGCGAUACGUUCGUGAUGCAGUGCAUGCAGGCAGCACGUCGCUGUUCAAUGCCGUUCGUACAGUGCUGCAGGUCUUUUUCGACAAUAAACGACACCCUGAUGUGGACGAAAUGCUGUACCGCAUCUGCAGUCCCAUUCUGUGGCGUGGUGUGAAGGCGCCGAAUGAUUCCGUUCGACGCCAAGCGACUAUUUUGCUGUUUGACAACUUUCCCCUACGUGACCCAGCAUUUAACAAUGAAAUGAUGGACUUGACUCUGCAGAAGCAAUUUGACACAUUCGAGGAGUUGCUCGGUGAUUCUCACCCAGCACUGCGAGUUGCAGCAAUUGAAGGUGUGUCGAAGGUACUGUCCGUGUACUGGGAGCUACUUCCCGCCGAGACGAUUCGGUGCUUCAUCUCAAAGCUUGUGGUGGACCUUGUGAACGACGCGUCCUCGAGCACUGUUCGUGCAGCAGUGUUUCAAGGUGUUCAAUUUAUCUUAGACAACCAUAACUCCCACUCCAUUCUAAAGCCGCUGUUGCCCAUGCUGGCGCCUUUAAUCAAUGAUCGCAAUGAGAAAGUUCGUGCUGAGUUUGGUGCUCUGUUGGUCCGAAUCAAGAGCAUUAGGAACUUGCACUUCUACGAUGUUGUUCCAGUGAACGAUUUGCUUUGCCGUAUGGUAAUGGACCGCGGUAGUCCUCUUGCGUGUAAGCAACUUGUGUCUCUAUUCUUAAAUUCGUAUUUCCCUCAAAGCGUGGGCGGAUCCUCGCAAGUUGCUCGGUGCCUCGCACUCGUGAGAAAGAACCCAGAAGCCGCAAUGGUUUUUUACGCCAACGUAGCUGAGCAUGUGUCUGCCGGGUCAGUCUGCAAGCUGGCUGCUCUCUUGCUUCGCUGCUCUUUGAACUUUGUGUCUCGACGUUUGAAACAGCCGCAAGAAUCCGAAGACGAGGACGAUGAAGACGACGAUAAUGAGGAGGAAAGUUUUAGCGUGGUCGGCCAGGUUGUCGUAUUGGAGAUUAUCGGCAAUCUUCUUAAGAGUGUACGUGUUAAGAUUAUGGGUGACGAUCGCUACUCUGAGUGCAAGGGCUUUUUGCGUGAGCAACUGAACAUUGAGUCACUCGAAGCGCUACUUCUUGCUUAUAGCGAAGACCGUACAUACAAUCCAGAAGCUCUCAGUUCAAUCUGGAGAAUUAUUGGCUACCUGGGCAAUUUGUCCGGGGGCGUCUUACUGAAGCGACUGGUGGAAAACCUCAUGAAGAUGAACGAGGCUUCUAACAGGAAGCUAUUGGAGUCGAUGGUUGAUUGCAUGGUGCAAUGGGAGCAGCUCCCGUUCUUGGUAUCAAAGUUGGUGAAGGUCCUUAAACAGUGGAGAAAGACCAAACUUUGCUCUGACACGGCCGGGUUAAAUCCAAAGAAGUCAAAGGUUGCAUUAAACCCGGUCGUAGCACUCGGUACAAUCGAGUAUAUUGUUCAGCUGCCUACAGUGAAAAGCCUCUAUACUUUGGUGCAACCUAUAGUAGAGGAGCUCGAGCAAUGCAUCGACCCUUUUCUCGAGCUUGGCGCCGACAAAAUUGUAGAAGUGUAUAAGGCUCACUCGCUCAGCUUCGUGCGCUUAGUGGAAGUGUACGCGAAAGUUUUGGUGAUGGCUGAGUGCGCACGCGUAAAUGACGAAACAUCGCUGCUAGCUGUAAAGUCAUCGAAGCGGUUGAAGAAGGACGAUCUUCGUGACUUGCAACCGUCGGAGGUUUUCACACCGCCGAAGUCGCUAAGCUCACUUUUUGUCUGGCUCGCUCGUCUCAUGCUUGACUUGCGAAAGGAGGUAGAGCAGACGACGGCUCACGGAAAGAAGCGUCGGCGAGGCAAAAACAUUGCACAAGACCAGCUUUCUCCUCAAAAGGAACUGUGUAGUCGUUGGCGCAAUUUGUUCUCCCUCGUGUCCUUACUAUCAGCCGAGUGUGUUGCGUUUGCUCUUGAGCGAACACAUCGGCUGCAGAACGGCCCUGUCGCCGACUUUGUCGACGCGUACGUGGAUACACUGUGCGAAACGCUGCGGGACAUGAAGUUCUUCGAACGCACUGCGUUCUACCACGCUGGUCAGCUCGUCCAUUUGCUCGUAGGUGCUAGAGUGAAAGCUGUCAAAUCUACGAGGGCUCAAGUAGCUGACCUUGUUCCCUCGCUUGAGCACUGGGCUAGCACAUUACAGCAAACAUUGGAAAGCGUGCACGAGAAAGAGCGAGACAAGUGCGACGACCUGUGGCCAGUCGUCAGUGCCUCCUUUGGCGUGCAGUGCGAUGUGGAGCCACCAGCAUGUUCGCAGACCGUAGCGUAA
Messenger RNA from Peronospora farinosa, 3234 nucleotides. Lineage: Eukaryota; Oomycota; Peronosporomycetes; Peronosporales; Peronosporaceae. The record is from the annotation of a GenBank genome assembly.